GUCAAAUGUAAAUAUUUUGAAAAGGAUAACGUUUAUGUCUGCAGAGGUUGCUCAACAAACCAGACCAAACCAGUAUGAACCCAGGAGGCGAACAUGAUGAUAAAACCUCUGAUGGUCCCAGUGAUGGGCAGCAGAAUCAGCAAACACAGAGGCGACAGAAACAAUACAGCUGUGACAUGUGUCUGAAACAUUUCAUGAUGAUGUCAACUCUGAGAGCUCAUCAACGUAUUCAUGCUGGAAAAAAGCGUUAUAGGAAUGACCAGUAUGUGAAGAGAUUCAAAACUUCUGCAGGACCGAAGCGUCAUGUGUAUAUCCACACUGGAGAAAAGCUUGCCCUAUCAAUAUCUAAAGUGGAGAAACCACAGCUGGAAGAGAAUACUGGUGUUGACGAAGCAACGACGCCAUUGGAAGAGAACCAAACCAGUAUGAACCCAGGAGGCGAACAUGAUGAUAAAACCUCUGAUGGUACCAGUGAUGGGCAGCAGAAUCAGCAAAUACAGAGGCGACAGAAACAAUACAGCUGUGACAUGUGUCUGAAACAUUUCAGUAAAAUGUCAACUCUGAGAGCUCAUCAACGUAUUCAUGCUGGAAAAAAGCGUUAUAGGAAUGACCAGUAUGUGAAGAGAUUCAAAACUUCUGCUGGACCGAAGCGUCAUGGGUAUAUCCACACUGGAGAAAAGCUUGCCCUAUCAAUAUCUAAAGUGGAGAAACCACAGCUGGAAGAGAAUACUGGUGUUGACGAAGCAACGACUCCACUGGAAGAGGACCAAACAAGUAUGAACCCAGGAGGCGAACAUGAUGAUAAAACCUCUGAUGGUACCAGUGAUGGGCAGCAGGAUCAGCAAACACAGAGGCGACAAAAACAAUACAGCUGUGACACAUGUCUGAAACAUUUCAGGAAGAUCUCGACACUGAGAGCUCAUCAACGUAUUCACCCUGGAGAAAAGCCUUAUCUUUGUACCCAUUGUGAGAAGAGAUUCAGACGUGCUAAAAGACUGAAGAUUCAUCGGCGUAUCCACACAGGAGAAAAGCCUUAUCUUUGUUCCCAGUGUGAGAAGAGAUACAGAUGUGCUAAAAGAUUAAAGGUUCAUCAGCGUAUCCACACAGGAGAAAAGCCUUAUCUCUGUACCCAUUGUGAGAAGAGAUACAGAUAUUCUUCCAAACUGAAGGUUCAUCAGCGUAUCCACACAGGAGAAAAGCCUUAUCUCUGUACCCAUUGUGAGAAGAGAUACAGAUAUUCUUCCAAACUGAAGGUUCAUCAGCGUAUCCACACAGGAGAAAAGCCUUAUCUCUGUACCCAUUGUGAGAAGAGAUACAGAUAUUCUUCUAAACUGAAGGUUCAUCAGCGUAUCCACACAGGAGAAAAGCCUUAUCUCUGUACCCAUUGUGAGAAGAGAUACAGAUAUUCUUCCAAACUGAAGGUUCAUCAGCGUAUCCAUACAGGAGAAAAGCCUUAUCUCUGUGCCCAUUGUGAGAAGAGAUACAGAUAUUCUUCCAAACUGAAGGUUCAUCAGCGUAUCCAUACAGGAGAAAAGCCUUAUCUCUGUACCCAUUGUGAGAAGAGAUUCAGAUGUGCUAAAACAUUGAAGGUUCAUCAGCGAAUCCACACUGGUGAAAAGCCUUAUCUUUGUGGCCAAUGUGAGAAAAGAUUCAGAAAUUCUGCAAAACUGAAGCUUCAUCACUGUGUCCAUGUGGGAAAGAAUACCUAACCCACACGAGAAUAUUUGUCACAAUAAUAUUAACAAGCAUUCAAAAUCAA
This is a messenger RNA of Gambusia affinis (western mosquitofish), 1759 nucleotides long. Its product is annotated as zinc finger protein 271-like. Gene Ontology annotation, molecular function: RNA polymerase II cis-regulatory region sequence-specific DNA binding; DNA-binding transcription factor activity, RNA polymerase II-specific. Lineage: Eukaryota; Metazoa; Chordata; Actinopteri; Cyprinodontiformes; Poeciliidae. Gene Ontology annotation, biological process: regulation of transcription by RNA polymerase II. The coding region runs from base 75 to 1709 and encodes 544 amino acids. The record is from RefSeq and is a predicted model, not a curated record. Gene Ontology annotation, cellular component: nucleus. The transcript has 6 exons.